AUGGCUCUUGAUAAGUUGAAUCAUAGCUUGGUUUUGGAUAAGCCAAUAAGGGUGAUGUGGUCCAACCGAUAUCCAGAUGCUAGGAGAAGUGGCGUUGGUAAUAUUUUUGUUAAGAACCUUAGUAAUUCUGUUGACAAUGCGAGCCUUCAAGAAUUGUUCUCCAAGUUUGGAGAUGUUUUAUCUUGUAAAGUCACCAAAAAUGAGGAUGGGACCAGUAGAGGAUAUGGGUUUGUUCAAUUUGCAUCACAGGAGUUAGCAAAUGAAGCAAUUGGGAACCUCAAUGGCUCCCUUUUCAAUGAUAGAAAAUUGCAUGUAGCUACUUUCAUUAAGAAACGUGAACGGUCUGCAAAUAUUGAUGACAAGUUUACAAACUUAUAUAUGAAGCAUCUAGAUGAUGACAUAACAGAGGAACUUGUUAAAUUGAAGUUCUCUCAGUUUGGUUCUAUAGUUAGUGUGAAGAUUAUGAGGAGACCUAAUGGGUCAUCUUUGGGGUUUGGAUUUGUCAGUUUCCAAAACCCUGAAAGUGCCAUUGAAGCACAAGAGACCAUGCAUGGGAUGCUACUUGGAUCAAAAGCCUUAUACGUGGGGAGGGCUCAAAAGGAGGAAAUGAAACAAUAUUUGCAGCGCUUACACGAGGAAAAGAGAAAUGAAAUCAUAACUAAGAGCAAUGAAUCAAAUGUCUAUAUCAAAAACAUCCAUGAUGAAGUUGAUGAUGAUGCUCUUCGUGCUCGCUUCGCUGAAUUUGGCAACAUCACAUCAGUAAAGGUCAUGCGUGAUGAUAAGGGCAUCAGUAGAGGCUUUGGAUUUGUAUGUUAUAGUACCCCUGAGGAGGCAAAGAGCACCGUAAACAGCAUGCGAGGUGUUAUGUUUUUUGGAAAACCAUUGUAUGUUGCUAUUUUCCAAAGAAAAGAGAAGAGCCAAGUUGCAGCAACAUUUCGCUCAGCUUGUGAGAAUGGUUUGACCUGCGAACUCUAUGAUCCCCACUGGAUAUCCACAAGUUUAUUUUGCCCAUCCAAAUACUCAUAUCCCUCAAGGUCCUCCGAGACAUGGAUUUGUGUAUCCACCCAUGGGGCUUAG
This is a messenger RNA of Miscanthus lutarioriparius, 1077 nucleotides long. The record is from the annotation of a GenBank genome assembly. Lineage: Eukaryota; Viridiplantae; Streptophyta; Magnoliopsida; Poales; Poaceae.